CUCUCGAGAGGGUAGAAACCUGUGGUGCCAGCCGCCUUAUUUCUAGACAAAGCGCAUGUCCUCCCCUCCCCCGUCUCCGAUUAGGAAGAGGGGCCUCCCUCCUCGCUGCGCUGCUAGCGGAGUUGGGCCUCCUGGGAAGGCGGUGCAUUUUCCUGCAGCGUCGAGGCCUGGCGCGCGCGUUCCCUGUCCCGAGGCCGCGGCGUCCACUCCGUUACGUGGCCGCCGCCCGAGGGGGUGGCGCGGGCCCUGUGGCGCAGUGCCCUUGAGCCCCCGCGUCGCGGCCUUUGUUUCUCCCCGCGGAUCCGCUGACCACGAGGCCCGCGCUCCCGGGUGGGGGUGGGUGCAUGGUCUUUAGGCGAGGGAUUAAGCUGCGAAAGACCCGGGGCUUAGGGAAGAGGAUAUAUAGGGUGUAGCUCUUCAAGUCUGCAAUUUUAAAAAAUGGCCUCCAAUAAGACUACAUUGCAAAAAAUGGGAAAGAAACAGAAUGGAAAGAGUAAAAAAGUUGAAGAGGCAGAGCCUGAAGAAUUUGUGGUAGAAAAAGUCCUAGACCGACGUGUAGUAAAUGGAAAGGUGGAAUACUUUCUGAAGUGGAAAGGAUUUACAGAUGCUGACAAUACUUGGGAACCUGAAGAAAAUUUAGAUUGUCCAGAGUUAAUUGAAGCAUUUCUUAAUUCUCAAAAAGCUGGUAAAGAAAAAGAUGGUACCAAAAGAAAAUCUUUAUCUGACAGCGAAUCUGAUGAUAGCAAAUCAAAGAAGAAAAGAGAUGCUGCUGACAAACCAAGAGGCUUUGCCAGAGGUCUUGAUCCUGAACGAAUAAUUGGUGCCACAGACAGCAGUGGAGAAUUGAUGUUUCUUAUGAAAUGGAAAGAUUCAGAUGAGGCAGACUUGGUGCUGGCAAAAGAAGCAAAUAUGAAGUGUCCUCAAAUUGUAAUUGCUUUUUAUGAAGAGAGACUAACUUGGCAUUCUUGUCCAGAAGAUGAAGCUCAAUAACUAUUUGCAUUGUUUUUUAUAUAUAUUUAUAUAUAUAUAUAAAAUCUGGGUCUUGGUUUUUGAUUUACUAGUGUGAAAAAAUAACUACAUUCUAAUGAAAAUCAAGUUUGAUAUGUUGGUUUUGAAAGUAGUAUUGGGGAGUUGUUGGGUUUUAUUUUUUUGUUUUGCAUCAGUAGCACUGGUUACUUUGAACAAAUAAAAGCUUUCUGUAGUUGCUUCCUUUAUCAGAAAAGAGCAUUUGCUAUGAUGGUAUAUUUCCUCUGCUUUUCUGAAAGUUGGGGAAAUUUCUGUAGUCAUUACUCAGAACUUGUUUUUAACUCAUAUGCCUAAGGACCAUUCUGGGGGUUUUGUUUAUUUGUGUGUGUGUGUGUGUGUGCAUGUGUACAUAAAAUACUUACAUAAUGGUUUUGGUUUUUUAAACAUUCACCAACACAAAAACAAUGGGUAGUAAACCCAAGUUCCUGAGAUGCCAUCAUCCUCUGCAACCUAAGAAAUGUCACUUCAAGUUAAAUUGAAAUUUUCCCUGAACUUAACCUUUCAGAUUAAAUAAGUGAUUCUGUAGUUAAUUGGACACUUUAAAUUAGAUAAUUAAAAGCACAUUAAAUUUACAUCUGUCGUCACAUAAAUGCAACAGUUUUAUUUGCAAAAUUCCUGAAAGGAAAAAUACUAUCACUAUGCCACUUCUGCACCCAGGCAAAUAAACUAGACAAAUCCUAGUUUGUCUUAAAAUUAUUGAAGAAAGAAGUGGGUAUAUUGAGAGUUCUAGUUAGCCAUUCCUUUUUUUAAAAGUUGAAAUCUGCAUACUAAAAGGUAAUAAUUCAUGGAAUGUCUUUUAAGAUUUGGCUCAUGGAUACCUGAUCAGAUGGCUAAAGAUGUUGGCAAUUUAUAGCCUGCUCACAUAAAUUGGUGAGGGAAUUUUUACAGUCUAAACUAUUGACCUGCAUGUGUUUUCUUCACCCCAGUUCAUCCUUAACAUGUAGGCUCAGUCUUUUCAGUAUUUGGAUUACUGGUUCAACACAAGCCAAGAAAAUAACUUUGUAGUAAUCAGAAUGUUACCCAACUGUAUAUUGUUUACUUUAUUGUAAAUACUGGUGAACAAUGGUCAAUAAAUAGUUUUAUAUUCCUUUA
Molecule: messenger RNA, 2118 nt
Organism: Ictidomys tridecemlineatus (thirteen-lined ground squirrel)
Lineage: Eukaryota; Metazoa; Chordata; Mammalia; Rodentia; Sciuridae
Gene: Cbx3
Product: chromobox 3
Cellular component (GO): nucleus
Source: RefSeq, a predicted model, not a curated record